Molecule: messenger RNA, 24199 nt
Organism: Caenorhabditis auriculariae
Lineage: Eukaryota; Metazoa; Nematoda; Chromadorea; Rhabditida; Rhabditidae
Source: the annotation of a GenBank genome assembly
AUGGACAUCGUAUUCGGUGUUGAGUACGAGUUUUACGAUGGACACGCCAGGAAACCCGAUCGCACAUUUAUCGUCAAUUCAAGUUGCCUAAAUUAUUUAUACUUUGAUAAUUUUGUGUUUAAGAUGCUCCAUUACAUUCAACAAACAAAAUACAACCAUCCGGGGGAAUCGUUACAGUGGCCGAGAAUGAAUUCUACGCAGAUCGUCUUUUUCUUUGGUUAGACUUGAAAAAAAUAAUCAUUUUUCUUUGUUUAUGAAGCUUCAUAGAAUCUAUUUCAUUAAAAAUUGAAUUCAGGAGGACCGCUGCUCAAAAGUUGUUUAUUGAAGAGCGAUCUUUGAUGCUGACAACUCAAGGGGCUUCGAUUUGCAUCGACUUUUCGAGGCCUUCGAUUCUUCCCGGAACUUCUAUCACUAUUUUUCAAGGAGGUUUUGAUGAACAAUAAUUAAAUUAUUUAAUUUUUGAUGUUUCAGAACGUGUUUUCAAUUGUGGUUCCGACGCAAUCGAGUAUCCAUCGUUUUUUUAUAUUCGAUUGGAGCCUAGCCGGAAUUAUGAUGUCAGUUUGAAGCGUUUUUGCUGGAUUUUUCAAGUUUUCUUCAUUUUUCAAUGUGAUUUGAAGAGUUUUUUUCAAGUGUUUCAUGUGAAAUUUGCCAAAAAAACGAGAAAAAGUAAUUUUUGUUCGAUUUUUUUGAGAAUUUUUCGCUUGUAAAUUUAGAACUGAAAGCUUUGUAAAAAAAUUAUUAAUUAGGGAGAUUUUUUUCGAAAGAAAAAAAGCAAAAUAAAAUUUCCCUUCUCGUAAAAAGCCUUUUUUUGAGAUUUUUAACGGAACACAGCUCCAAAAUUCCUCAAGAUACUCCAUCAGGCAACGAUUGUACAUCAUUUCAAGACAUAGAAAAUCAACUUUUUUAAUUCCAGGUGCAGCCGCGAUCGAUUCUAACGUCGAUAUCCCACGAGGAACUUUUCCUCUAUCACACUUCCUAUCCCCUGACUAUCGGAACUCCAUUGAGGGCCAGUAUCACUCAGAGACCCAGCAAAAAUGGGGUGAAUCUUGUGAUUUUUCGUGAUGAAAUAAGUGAAUUUUAACUAAAUUAGGUUUGGAAAUGAUCGGAAAAGAGUUAAAAUUACAGAAAAAAUCAAUAAUUACAAAAGUAGAGUGGAAAUUCAGCACCAAAAAUGGACUUUUUAUAAAUUUUCCUGUCUCCUUUUUAUGGUUUUUUGUUGAAAAGGUCCAUUUGAAAAUUUAGAAGGUGUUUUUGAAUCAUUUUUUGAUAGGAGUUUUAUUCCUCAUAAGGUUAAAGAGAUCAGGAAAAAAAACUGAUAAAAAAAUAAAAAAAUCAUAGAAAAACGAACUUUUGGCAAUAAUUUUGAAAGUAUUGGAGUUUUUUUAUAGAAGUAUAACGUUAUGGUGAAUUUUUUUCGAAUCCGAUUUUUUUAAAUUUGGAUUUUAUGAAUAGCCUUUUUUUCUAGCUCAAACUUGACAUCGAGUAGAAAAAAAUUUAUUAUUCAUUUUAAAAAAAUUGUUGGAUAAAAAUGAAAUCCUGUUGAAAUUGAUAAAAAAAUACGAAAUAUUGUCAUUUUAGCUGAAUUUCUCAAUAUUUAGCAAGAUUUCUGUCUUUUUUUCUUUCAAAAAUUGCAGAACUUCAAAGAAAAAAACAUCCGUUGAUUUUUAUUCAUAAUCCAUCCAUUUGCAGCUUUUUUUCUGAAGAAAAAAAAUUUUUAUUUUACAAAAAAACAAUUUUUCCUAGAUCGCCUAUUGCUCCGCCGAAGGACAACUCGUCUACAUCCGUUUGAAUCCCCAAUAUGGUCAUAAUGGUUUUUUUCCACAAUCGUCUAGAAAAAUAAUAAAUAAAUCUUAUUUCAAGACGAUAAACACGAUGAGCACGUUCUACGUGAUGGCGGCCUUCUGAAACGAUUUUUGGGAGGUAUUUUGAUGGAAAAAAUAGAGAAUUAUUGGAAAAUUGAUCAGGAAACACGAGUUCGGACGCGGUCAGCGACGUGUGUCUCGUGAAAAAAGCGCGGGUCAACGAAAAUGAAAUCGAGCCAAGAAAAUCGGCUCUUGGUGAGAUUUACAGGGACAUUUUCCGGAAAAAAAGUGAUUCAAUUGAAAUUUUGACAAGAAAAUGUUGAUUUUCUGCGAUUUUGACAGAUUUUUGGGGUUUUUUCUCUCACUGAAUUGGUUUAAAACUAUCCAAAAUUGAAAAAAAGUAGAAAAAAAUUAUUCCAGCUCUUGAUAAGUUUCAAAAAAAUGACUCAAUAUAAAAAAAUAUAUGUUCGAAGUUUUUAGGAUAACUUCCAGAUUUUUCGAUUAUUUAAGAAAUUUUUUUGUAAGAACUCGACUCUCAUAUCGAUUAGAACAUUCAAGCUCUUGGUUGAAUUUUUAAUAGUUUGAAAAAAAUGAAAACAGCGCGUUUUAAAUAGAUUUUUCUUAUUCAAAAGGCAAAAAUAAGCGUCACAAUCCCGAAACGUCCCCCUACAAGUGCCUAAGUGCAUGUAGUUUAGAGUCUGCGAAGACGGUCUUUUAAAAAUUUUUACGAUGAUAUUCAAAAUGAAAUUUUGAGAGAUCAAAUUUUGAUAUUUCCUUUGGAAUGAUCUCUCAUUAUAGAUGACAUGUUGAUCUGUCGAAAAAAGAAACAAUAGGACACAUUUUUUAGGCAUGUUAAUUUUUCAUUCAGCGGAAAAUGUUACCAUUUCAUUUUUAGUUGACAUGUUAUGGAAAUAUUGACCAAAAUAUCACUCGAAAGAUCAUUUUUUCAGACUCUACUCUUGAUUGAUUUUACGAAAACACUGUUUCGAAAAAAUAAAAAUUGAAAAAAGCGUAUUUAAAGAAGGUUUUUCUCCUUUAAAAAGCAAAAAUAGGGACCGGAAUCCCGGAACGCCCCCCUAUAAGUACCUAAGUACAUGUAGUUGUGAAAAAAAUUCAUAUAUAUCUUUUUCAGCGCAUGCCGAUUCGGAUAUCGCUUACGCAGUGACGACGGACGGAUGGCUCCGUGGCUGGAAUGUUGAUGUUCGUUUUCCUUUUUUCUCUUAUUUUCAAUACUUUCAGGAUUUUUCAGAGAAAUUAUUCCUCACUUUUAUUCCUUGAACAAUUUAGACUAAUCAAGUUUUUUUAUGAAAAAAAAAAUUUGCUCUUUGUUUUCUAGUAAAUUCCAAGUUCUUUGUCAGCUUUUUUCUGUAUUUUACUCUUACGAGGAAAAACUAUUUUCAGUGUUUUUUUUUUCCCACUUUUCUAAUAGUUUUUUUAUCUUUUUUUCUUUAGGGAUUUUUGGAUAUUUUUUUCAGCGGUUUAUUUAUUUAUUUUUUUCCAUCAAUUUUUUCCCUAACCUGAUUUUUAUGUUUCACUCGGAAAAUAUUUAUUUUCAAAUCUUUCAAAGGCAUUAUGUGACUUAUCCGCUUCUCUUUCCAGCGAUACUAAAAAUUGACCAAAAAAGAAAUUUUCAUUAAUUAUGAUAGUUUCAUGAAUACUUUGUAAAAAUUCUUGAAAAACUUUGAAUUUUUUUUCAAUUUUGUGCAGUUUUUUGUUGCUUUUUUGCGCAAUUUUUGAUGUUUCUACAUGAAAAGGUCUAUUUUCAAUGAUUUCCAGGCCCAAAGAGUGUCGACAAAUUCGUUGGAUUUGAAGCCAUUUGCGUGUUUUUCGUCCGGUAUUGAUGAGGAAGUCGAUGGCGAGAAAAAUUGAUUCAGGUUUGUUGUGAAAAAAAUAUUUUUAUGCUUGAAAAACCGAAAGAUUCUAGUCGAAAUUUGGUUUUUUUCUUGUAAAAAGUUGGAAAAUUUUUGGUAUUUUUUUGAGUAAUUUUUCAAAAUUUUCUCAACUGGAAAGUGUCUUUUUAGCUCCAGAAAUGUUUUUUUAAGAAGCUCUCGAUUUUUUUAUAAGCUCAAAAACCAUCAUAAAUUCUAGAAUUUGAGUUUUUGAGCCACAUUUUUUUCAAAAAAACGUGAAAUAUUAUUCCUAGUAAUAAUUUUACAUUGUAAACAGGUUCGAAACGAUUAUUCCCAACCUGAAAAAAAUUCAAAAAAAUCACAUUAUAAUUUUUUUAAAAAAAGCCUUAUGAUUUUUCUUAUUUUUAAAGUCGAGAAAGAAGACGCAACAUUAAACUUAAUUUUAAUCCCUUUAAUUGAAACGUUUGAAACGUAAGGUCUCCUUUUUAAUGUGAAGUCUGAAAAAUGGGGAAUUUUUCAGUUUUUUAGGAUUUUUUGUCUGUUUUCUCAACUUUACAGUUUUUUUUUAUUCAAGUAGUUUCCGCGAGAUUCAAUAUCUGACUCUCCAAAAUUCAGUUAUCUUUCUCACUCUCUGACGGUUAUUUUUUAUUUUCAUGGUAUUUCUUUGGAAACAUCGUUAUGACCGAUAUCCCUGUUUCAACGAUCUUUUUUUAAUCGUCACUAGUUUUUUUCGACUAAUAAGUUUGGCAGUAUUGGAAGCUGGAAAAGUCGGUCGGUUCGGUCACUUUUUCAAAGUGGCUGUUUUUUGAAAAUUUUAAAGUUUUUUCAGUUCUAACUUUUGAAAUGCGUAGAAAUCUCGGUUCUGGUGAGGUUUUAAUUUUUCGAAAAAAAGGAAAUAUUGGUGCCCAAAAUAGGAGUUUUCGUGUUUUUUUUUUUCAAUAAACUUCAUGUCAACAUUUUAAUUUGACCUGAAAUCGAAAUACGUCAAUAUUUGAGAGCAUUUUUUUUUUAGCGAAAAUGUGAAAAUUCAGAAAAAAAGUGAUUUUUUGUAAGUAUAAUGGUCAGAGAUUUCGAAAAACUGACUUUGAAACUUUUCAUAUUUUAAAGAAAUAGGUACUUUAAGGCCGUCAACACCUGUGUAAAGCCUAAACACUUUAAAAAUUUUGAAAAAUUGAAAAAUUAGGUUUCCCAAGAAAAUUGACCGAACCGACCGACUUUUCCAGCAUUCCGUCUGCUCUUGACACAAUUCUCGAUAAAUAUGCCAUUUUUCCAGUGGACAACGAGUCGUCCUAUCUCAUCAAAUCCUACCAAAUCGACGAGAAAGACGUCCUUCUGGUCGUGGCCGCAGUCUCCUCGGCCCAAGGCGCCGCUUUUCAUUUCGUCAAAGCUUCCGAGGACAAAUUGACCUACAUCGGUAGUCAGACCAAGGUAGUAUUCAGGGUUUUCGUGUAUUUUUUGGAAGAAAAUUUUUGCGAAUCCUUCCAAUGAUACGUCUAUACGUUAAACCUACUCAGAACUGUCAUUUUUUUAUUAAAGAUAAGAAUUUUUGAAGUUUUUCAAAUCUUGAAAAGUUCAAAAAUGAGCUUUUAUCAAAACGUAUUCUUAGUUUUAAGUGGUGCACGGGCUACCGUAACCAAAUGAAAGCUUCAAGAUUGAACUUUUCGAUUUAAAAAAAAGAAAGGGGCUGUAUCUUUCAUGAAUUUGAGGUCAACUUCGUACAUGGAUUUUUCCAAAUCCAUAUAUGAAGUUUACAGUUUCAAUUUAUUCAACUAUUGAGGGGAAAAAAUGGUCAGAAUUGACCAAAUCAAGUAAAGGAUAAAAUGCCCGAGAAAAUCGAGCCAAAGGAAAGAUUUUCCGACUGCGAAAAUUCCGCUGCAAAAAAUGGUUCUGAAGGAAAAGUUACUGCGCUCUUACUAUCAAGUUAAAAUAGUUAUUAGAUUUUUUGGAAAGCCGAAGGCAUGUUUCGCGUAGAAAAAAUAGUUCCAGAAGGUGGUUUGAAGCUUUUUUGAAAACCUGCCUUUUCAAAUCGCAAAAAUAUUUCGGUUUUUGUUCACAACUCUGUUUUGAGUUGAGUAGAAAGGUUCCCUUUCCAGAAAUGAGUUACUGCAUAGGUUUUAUAGUUUCGUGCAAUUUUUCAAGGCAUUUGAACUUUUUCCAGAGAAGUUAUGCCCAAGAGACUUUUUUUUUUAAAACACCCUUAUUGUACCCAAAAAACUGAUUUUCCAGAAACAGCUCGACGCAGAUUCGGAAGAGAAGCUUAUGGACUUUGCCCUCCUGAAAGUCACCCCGCCGGAGAGCCGUUUCCACCAGAGAGAGUCCUCGCCCCUGGAGUUGGACGAACAGUCGGACGACUCGGACGAGGUCGAAAUGGACGAGGAGGACGAGGACGGCGUCGAGGAGGAGUACGAGAUCGUCGAACGGAGUCUCGGCACGAAGCCGAGGAGGAGAAGGGCCCGACAGGCGGUCCCCUGGAACUCCUGGGUCCUUAGCCUGACCGCCAUGUGGCACACGUCUUCCCAGUCGGCCAGGAAGGAGUACGUCCUCCGGAGAGUCGUCGUCGCCGUGUUAGUUUUCAUCAUGUUUGGAAAAUAUAUGCAUUAUGCUUGGGGGGCGGGGGGCUAGGGAAGUUACAAAUGUCGGAAUUUCAAAGAAGGGAUCUCUGUAGGGAAAUUCACCCCUGUGUUAGUUCUAAAAAAAGGUUCAGAGACAGGCUUUUUUUCGUAGGUAAGUCGCUUAGGAAAUCACGAAAUUAAUAAGAAAUAAGGUUUUUGUUUGGAACGUUUUUUUCUCUUCGAAAAUUACAGUAGAUUAAAUUUUUUUCCGAAGAAAAAAAUGCUAGAGAGGCUUGCAAAUUUUGGUUUCCUGACCUAGGAAACUCUGUAGGGGACGUCACCGAUGUUUUAGAUUUUUCCUGAUCUUUGAAAUUUUCUGCGAAGAGUUGGAAGUUAAAGAAAAGAGGUUUACAGAGAAAAAAUGUCUAAACAAAUUCGAAUUUUGAUUUUCAUUAAAAAUUCCCAUAGGAACGUAAUCGCUGUGUUAGUUUCGAUAAAGCUCUGAAAAUUCAUAGAUCAGGCUUUUGCGAAAAAAAAGCUUGAAAAAUCUUGCAAAUUUUGGAAUUUAGAAUGAAUUGAACGCUGUAUGGAAAGUCGUCACUUAUUAGUUUUUUUUUGAAAUUCAGCAAUUCGAUUUGAAAGAGAAGGGAUCUGAAAACAGAAUAUUUUAAGGAAAAUUCGCUCGAAAAUCUUUGAAUUUUUUGAAUUUUUAACGAUGGGGACUCUGUAUGAAACGUCAUCAUUGUGUUAGAUUUGCUAAAUUUUUGAAAACCUUAAUUUAAAAUCAGAAAUUGCUCAAAAGUCUUGCUCUUCUUGAAAUUUGUAAUAGAUGAAGUUCUGUAGGGCACGUCACCGAUCUGUUGGAUUUUUCCUGAUUUUUGAAUUUUUUUUUGUUGCGAAAAACCACACGUCAAGCUUCUGCUCGAAAAAUAGAGUUUGAAGGAGAGCCUCAUUUCCUUGAAACCCAAGCCUUUUCUGAUUCCUGAACCGAAAUCCCAAUAACUACAGUGACUUUGACGACUGCAAGCAGACGGAGCAGUUCGGAUGGCACGACGUCGGCCGAUUCGAUGCCUCUUCCCUCAGGUCGUCGUGUGUCUCCUCGUUCGCCGGCGUCGGACCCUUCUCCGACACGGAAUCUGAAUCCUCGGUCAGCAGCGCCUCACCCACGAACAUCCCGCCCGACGCCAAGGUCGACGAACUCCGCGACGUCGUCUUCAACGUCGACAACUACCCCUUCGACGUCGUUCAUCGCGCCGUCAGGGUCCGCUAUUUUUCAAUCUUUUGGGUUUCUCGAUUAGAACGUCUGUAGGAGUGUAGGAAGGGUCAGUAUCUUUAACAAAAGUUGCCGUACACGAUUUCGAAGUGAUCAAUUUCCCAAUAUUCCCAUUUUCUACAGUUUCAUUCUAGGUUGUUACGGUAUGAAAAUAACUGUUUAUUUCCGACCGGUUGACCCAGGGGUGCACCGAAAACAUCAAAAAGUUCACUUUUUUUCGGGGUUCACUGAGGAGCCAACCCCCCUUUUUUGUUAGAAUAUUCCAUCGGGUUUUUCAAGUAGUCCGUGGAAAAAUGAAAAAUACGAAAAAUUUGAUGAGAAAAAGUCUAGGAAAAUUGAAUUUUCCGAUUUUGGCUCUCCUCGGAACAAGAAUUUCGAGUCGUCAUGAAACUUUUUUACUUUUUUUUUUUUUUUUGUUUUACCGAAAUGGGGUUUCAUCCUUUUAUAACCGAUUCACGGCUAACUUGAGACACUAAGAGGGCGUGGCCUGUCUGCGCUCUCCCCCAACCAGGCACUAUCUCUUUUAUUAUCGUGUCAGGACCCUUUUUUUGAUGGCUCAAGCCAGCCGUAAUCAGCUAUAUUCGCUUCUCUUCUGGUUUUUGAGGAUUCUUCUUGAGGCCACUUAAGAGGUCCCUCAAGGACUACUUGGAGAGGACACUAAAGAGGUCCCUUAAACCAAUCUUAUAGAAGCCACCGUUUUGCAUCUUAGAGGCCCCUAUAGCAGUUUUAGAGGUCUAGUAGUACCACUUAGACUUCUAAAAAGGUCACUUGAUUUUAGCCUCUUAAGUGGCCACUAAUUUGACUGGCCACUAAAACGUCAAAACCCUAUAGUGCCCACUAACAAUUAUCACAGUUCUUCAUUCAGUCGACUCCAGGAUAUCUGUUCAGAUCGUCUGUGAAGGCUCUAGAGGCAACAGUAUUCGCCAUGGAAGUUGGCUGGACCUCGCCAAACACGUCGAAAUGUACCUGGAUUCUUCUGAGGCAAUCAUCAUGUUUUUGAAAAAAUGACAAGAAGGAUGUUUUUUCAGUUCAAUAGCCAUUACCAAAUGAAAAAUGAGCGCGGUUUGAGACUCCGCGCCGGGGCUGAGGACAUCAUCGCGGCCGCUCAGAGCAAGUGGGCGGUUUUUAAAGAUUCUAGGAAAAAAAGCAAUUUUUGAAGGUUCUGGCGGGCUCUCGUCAACGCCUGCGACGAACUGCAGCAGUCGGCGCGUGGCCCGAUCAGUUUGGCCGCCGUCCAACUCAGCAACGACCUGAGGUUGAUGGCUGUCGUUCACAAGGUGAUUAGGAAAAAUCGGUUUAAGAAAAUGGUAAAAAUUAAGUUUUAAUGGCGAAUUCGAUGAAAAUAAGAUUUCGAAGGGUUAGAUACACGGAAAUUCCUGUAGAUAAUUGAACAUAUUUAUUUAAAAAUAGUUCCAAAAAAGUCCAGAGUUCGUUUUCUGGAUAUGAUAACUGAGUUUUAAUUGCAAAUUCGAAGAAAAUGAGAUUUUAAAGGGUUAAAUAUACAGAAGUCCCGGUUGAAAAAUGAACUUAAUUAUUUAAAAAUUGCUCCUAAAGAGUCCAGAGUUAGUUUUCUGUUCUUUUUUUAUUGUAUAAAAUUUCGAUAAUUGCUUGAAGGCAAGUCCCCAGUAGUGAUAAAAGGUCGAUGGCUGUCGUUUAUUGAGAAAACCGGUAAAAAAUUGUUGAAAAUUAAGUUUUAACGGCAAAUUCAAUGCAAUUAAAUUUUUAAGGGUUAAUUUCUGAGAGAAUAAAACGUUCAAAUAAAUGGAAUCGGGAAGAAAAGGUUUUUUUUUCUCUCAAAAAGUCCAGGGGUAUUUUUCUGUUCUUUUUAUUUUAUUUAAUUUCGAAAAAAUAGGUUUGAAAAAAAUCAGAAUUUUUCAUGAAAAAAAUGUUUUGACACCGAAAUUUAUGAAAAAUGUAAGUUCGAAAAAGUUGUUUACAGGAAUUUUUUUAUAGAAUUAAAUGAGAAAAAAACAUAAUCUUUCUUUAAGAAUACAAAGAAAAGACAGUUUUUAGUUUUUUGGAAUUGACUCCUCAUGAUUUUGAAUAACUUUUGUUUAGGACCGCUUCACCUUAUUGCGAGACGUUGAGCCGAGUCUCUACGACGCGGUGUGUGGCCCGGGCAACGGCCCGAGCGUCGACGACCGUCUUCUGCCCAAGAUGAACGAGGCCCGAGCCAUCGCCGAGAGUCGUCUCAGGUUGAUGGUCGGUUUUCGGUUUCAGAAAGAUUUAAAAAGGAGAUUCAACUACAGGAUGACAUUAAUAAUUUGUUAGGGCUCGAAAUGGAUUUUCUUUUUUUUCGAAGUCGAAUUCAAGCGAAUCUUGCUGAAGUCGAUUUGGACGACGGAAAAAAAUUUGUUUUUUCACUACCGUAGCCCUAAAAAGGGGGCGGGGCCAGUAAAAAUCCUUAGUAACGUUUUCAGGAACUUGUGUAGUUAAACUGGUAUUUUCGCUACAGUAGCCUUAAAAAGGGGCGAGGCCAGUAAAAAUCCUGAUUAACGUUUUCACGACCUUGUUUAGUUAUUGUGAUCACAAAGUGAGCCUACUAGAAAACGUUCCUCGCAAUUGAUCUCGUUUUCGAGUUAGGACACUUCAAAAGCUUGAAAUAGCGCUUUUUUGACCUAAUUUGGGCAUUUUGCGAACUUUGAAGCUUCAUAAUUCAAAAAAAAAGAUUCACUGCGGGAUUUUAUUUCUUUUUCUGCAGUCUGAGAGCCCUAAAGUGUACACUUAACCAAAAUUUCAUCAAAAGCUGGGGGUAAAAAACGUUCCCUAGUCAGAGAACUCUGAAAUUUUGAAAUAUCACUUUUUCACCGUUCAUCGAGAACGUGUUGAAAAUUCGUAUCUCAUGUUUUUCUCUAAAUCGGGUAAAAUUAUUUUUCAAAUAAUCGAAAAAACGGCGCACGGAACGUCUCGUCCCCCUUUUUCACAGUGAUCCACGAUUUUUGAGCUUUUUUUCCGAAAAGAUGCUUUUCUGAUUUUUCCUAUCAUUUUUCCCACUUAGAACCGCGAGGACCAUCACACGGCGUUGGAUCUCCGUGGCGAGGACGACAUCCGGCCCGGAUUGCCCUCGAAUUUCGACGAUUUCGACGAAGACGGCAACAGAAUGACCGUGCCGGCGACCCUCGACCAGACCAUUAUCGGCCUUGUCGAGGCUUUCUUGGUCCUCGUCCAGUACGACCGCCAGAACUUUUCGAGUAAUUUUAGCGUUCUUGGAGUUCUGAGAGCUUAAAUUUCUCGGUUUUAUCGACGCCUAUAUCGUUCCUAGUUCAUAGUGGAUACGAAAAACGGAAAAAAGGACACGAUUUAGUGAUUUUUGCAAGUUUUUAGGGGGGAAAGUUUGAAAAUAACAAUAAUUUGAAUUAUUUUUUUCAUAAUAUAAUUUUUCUUGGUUGAAACGGUGUUCAUUUCCGGAUUUUUCCUAACGGAAUCAGUUCAUUUACAUCAAAUAUUUCGCGAAAAAAAGCUUUGAAAGUUUUUUGGAUAAAUGAAGAUGAUUCACUCAUAAUUGCACUAAAAAGACAAUUUUUGAACUUUUUUUGUAUUUUCAACUUCCCCCGAACGCCUUCCAUCCACAGUCAAGCCAAGAAAAAUGCAUUCUAAAUACUGAAAGGACCCCAAAAAAAUAAGCCUAAAUAUAGAAAAAGUUGAAAAAAAAAAUGUUCUGCGCGAAAAAGCCUCUUUUCUAGAACAAAGCCAAAAAAAAAUUACAGGAAUCACAGCUUUUUUUUUGCGCUUUCGCAUCGAGACCCCGCAAAAAAGACAGGUAUCAAUGCGAAACUUGCAUUGAAAGUCAAAAAGAACUUUUAGCAUUUAAAAAAUAAUUGAGAAGUUACCUAUAAUUAUUUAUACUCUUACAAGCGAAGAAUCCAAAAAAAUUGGAAAACUAAAAAAAUUUCAAUUUUGAAACAGUAAAUUUUUGAUCAGUAAUAUCUUAUUGUUUAUCCCGUGCAGAAUAAUCUUGUUUUUUUCUUUGAUAUGAAGUGUUGAAAAAAAUCUAUAGCUGAUUCAUGGCAGGCUUAACCCACCGAAAAUGGGUCCUGACACGAUAAUGCACGAAAUAGUGCCUGGCUCGUGGAGAGCGCAGACAGGACACGCCCUCAUAGCGACCUAAGCUAGCCGUGAAUCGGCUAUACCGUAAUCAAAGAUUUUUUUCACGUUUUCGCUUCGAAACCCUGAAAAAAGGAACAUGCAUCGAAGCGAAAUUUUGAACAAUAGGUAUUUUUUGGCGAAAAAAAACGUGACAAGCGGGCUAACCAACACGAAUUUGGUGUAUUUUGAAGGAUACGGAAGUUUUCAGGCGAAUUGACGAGGUCGAUGUUCGGCGGCGCCUUGACCCAAAGCAUCAUCUCGGCGAACAUUUCCGUCGUCAUUUCCCAAAGAUUGAUCUUCACCUUGACCUUGAGGACUCUUCUCAAAGCCAUUUUCGUGGUAGAACUCCUAAAAAUUAUUUUUGGAAAAAAAUUUUCAGCGCACCCCGUCCCAUGAAAAAGAACAUUUGCGUGGGCAGCUGAAAAAUGUGAUCAAAGAGUACCGGGAAGUCGCCGAACAGCUCGACGUCAAGAUCAUCAAGUGGGUUUUUGGGAUUUUCGAUCCGAAAAAAAAUUGCGCGUUGAUUUGGAAAUUUUGUAUGCAACAAGUGUUAGUAAAACAGUUAAAACAGGGAAUUUUUCAAUUUUGAACCCUUUCUCCUAAAAAAAUUAUCUCAAGACUAUGAAAAAUUCUGAGAAAAAAAGAUUUGGAGUUGUUAGAAGUCAAAUUUUUGAACUAAUUUUUAGAAAAAUGUAGAAGUUCUGCUUUUUUUAUUUCAUCCUGAAUAUUAGGAUUUAUUGAUAGACGGUUUUUCCUCCUAACUUUAUUAUUUCCAUCUUUUCUGGGCAUUAUAAAACCGAUUUUUGAGAGUUUCAAGUGAUAUUUUUGGAUUCGGGGUCUGUAUUUCGAUUCAGAGAAGCUUAAAAAAGGAGAAAAUUGGUCUGUCAGAUGUUUUUUUCAUGAAUUUAUCGCUUUAGACAUGAAAGGCCGAUUUUUCAUUGGUUUUUUUCAUGGAUAUUUUUGGGUUCAGGGAUAUUGAUUUGGGCUAUAAUUUUAUAAUUAGCUUCAAUAAAAUUAAAAUUUUGAUGUUUUAUUCUCAAAAAAAGGUUUUAUAAAAAAAUGAAAAAUAAGUUCACAGUCACACGAGAUGAUGAUCAGAAAAAAAAAAACGACAGGAUUGGCGAAAUAGCAUGUGAAUAGUAGAGACUCUGGUAUAGCCGUUUUUUUUUUAAUGAUUCAAGUGUGGUUGUUAUGUAUGUUCAAACAGGAUUGAAGCUUGAUGAAAUAGAAAUGUUGUUUUAUCCCAAUUUUGAAACGUAUAAAAAUUAGGAAUUGGCCACCAAAUUACUGAAUUUCUCACGUUAUUUUUUGUUCGUUUUUUAACAUUCUGAUUUUUUUAGCAUAAUAUGACUAUGCUUGCAAUCAUAUACUCGAAAAAAAUUAAAAAGUUUUCAAAAAAAUAAUCCAUUUUUUUAAUACUGAAAGAAAUUCUUCUGAUUUCAAGACCUCUUUUUUUCAUCAGAAAUUAAAAUUUUUUUCUCAAUUUCAAAAAAAUGCUGUUAAAUAAAAAUAUUAAAAAAAACGCAAAAAAAUGAAUUUAAAAAAAGAACAUUACUGAAAUUUUUCUUCCAAGAACAAAAAAACCUAAAAAAAAAUAGUAGAAUAAAUUUAUCGAAUUACUCUGUUUUUAUAAUAAUCUAAGUUGCAUAAAAAAAUUCACUUCCUUCUAUUAACUUUCUAUUAUUUUAUUCAUAAGCUGCUCAGAAAUUUCCGCCUUUUUUAAUGAAAAAAAUUUUUGAAUAUUGGUGGAAAAAAAAUAAUUCCAUAAAAAAACCGGCUGAAAAUAGUUCUUAAACUUACUAAAAUACUGUUUUAUACGUCUUUUUCUUUUUUUCAAAGCCCCUAUUUAUUAGAAGCGGAGCAAAAAUGUCCCUAUGCACUUGGAUGGUUUCCGACGCGGAAGGAUUGAUCAUGGUGAGAAAUGAGGGCGCUUUCAAGCCAAAAACCGGGAUUCCACCAAAUGCCGAAGUCGAUUUCAACUACUUCCUGGCCGUUACCGUGCAGGUUUCCCUGAUAUUCGAAAAUUAUUACCCUCAAAAUGAAAUCAGGGCGCCGUUCGGGCCCUGCUGCCCUUCUCGGAGACGUUCGUCUUGGCCAAACGGCUCAUUUCCAACCGACAGUACCGCAUUUUGAAGGUUUUUCUUUUGGAUAAAUGAAGUUUCAGGAAAAAAGUAUAUCUAAAAAAGUUUGAAAAAAAAAAUGAGGAAAGUUGUUAGUUUUUCCUGUGAGAGUGUUUCAUGUGCGGAAAAAUUUGGUUCAUUUUUUUCUGAUAGCUCCAAAAUUUUUUUCAUACAUUUUUUUCCCUAUGCAACCCAGGCAGAAAAUUUACCCGUAUAAUUCGAAAAUUAUGUCAAUUAAAAUGAAGAUUUUCCAUUUUUAAAGAUUUUCCCAAAUUAGAACUAUUUUGAAAAUAGAAUAUUCCAAAUUUUCAGAGUAUUGUAAGAAAAAUGUGCGAAAAAGCCUGUACAAAUCCAAAAAAACAGUUAGGAAAGUGUUUAAAUUAAUUUUUUUACUUGAGCAAGUUUUUCAUUGUAUUUUUUUGUUUCGUAUGGAAAAAUUUUUUUCAUUGUUUAUUAAAGAAAACAAAAAAAGAUUUCGGAAAAAUUUUUUUCUUUAGGAACUUUCAGGCUUUUUUUCAAUAGAUUUGAAGUAAUUUUACUUUAUCAAAAAAAUCUUCAAGAACUUGACUUUUUUUCGUAAUUUCUUCAGGGUAGAAUAUUGGCAAAAUAAAUUUUUUUAAACCUAACUGCCUUUUUGAAACUCCAUAAAGCUGAUAUUUUUUUUUCUGCGGACUGAAAUUCCCUCAAAGUGUUACAAAUAACAGUCAAAACAACUCCAAGAAGUUUUUAGAAAGACUAAGGUCUUUUCAAGGGAUUUUUGAUCAAAAACGCCUUUUUUCGUAUCUUUUCUGACGGAACUUUGGUUGCUUCAAAAAACUAGAAAAAAAUUUGAAAAAAGGCUUUCAAACUUAACUUUGUGCGCUCUAUGGAUAAACUAGAUGAUUUUUUUCGGUUUUCCACGGAUUUUAAAUGCAUAUGUUUUUUUUUUCCUCUAGUCCGCAAGAAUUUGUAAAAUUAUGAUUGUUUUAGAUUUUGAAGUUUUUCCCUUGUUAUUAUAUUCAUUUUUUCCCCUCUCAGAUGAUCAUGAACGAUUACGUGACGGAAUCCGACCCCCUCCGGCCGGCCAUCAAUUUCUAUCGUGGAAUCGCGUUCUCCGGAACUGAUCAUCCUACUAAAGUCUCUAUUCCUGCAGAAUAAAGCAGCUAUUUUCGGUUUUCAGGCGAUGGAAGCCUUCCAAGAGGCCGCUCAAGGGUUUUCCGCCGGCAAUAUGGCCGUGAGAAGAGCCGUCGCCGGACUUCUGCCCCGGGCUUUCAAACUCGAUCCGAGUCAUCCUUCCCAGAACCUUUUGGAUCAGUUGACCUUGGCUGAGUACUAUUUGACGGUGAAUAUUGAUCUAUUUUCGCUGGAGAAUCGAAAAAAUGAGCAUAUUUCUGUGAAAAAUUUGAAGGAAAAUCCUGAAUUUAUUGAUUUUUGAAUAGGAACUUUGCUUCGAGAUGUCUGAAAAAAAUGGCUUCAAUCAAAAUCAAAUCAAAAUGUUUUAUUUCUCACACACAAGUACUAAAUUUCACGAAAUAGAUGUAGGGAGAGUUUGGGAACAUAUGUGUCGGAACUUGUGGUGAUGGAGGGAAGAGGACUCGCGGUCGUGUUAACCCCCCACUUGAGUAAAUUGGAAUCUGUAAAAAAAUUUGAAAUCUCACCGAAAUUCAUGCAUUUUUUGAUAAAAAUGUUGCUGUAAAAUUAUCAAAAGUAGUAAAUUUUUAGAUUUUCCCAAUUAAUCGCUUUAACGGUUAAAGUAGAUGUCUUCAAAAAAAUUCAAAAAAAUAUCAAAAAAACUCGUCUUCGUGUCGGGAUAUUUUUUUAAUUUCGGUGAUGCUCCUUUGAAAUACGGGGAACUAAUUUUUUUGUAUAAAUGCUAUGAGAUUAUUUCAACAUGAACCUGCAUUUUUUUCUUUUUCGACUUGAAAAUUUUUCCUAAAAUAUCUAAAUUUUUUUCUGAUUACGAGGAGCUACUUGCAAAUGAAAAUAAAAAAAUAUAAGAUUUUUUUAGGAUUUCAUAGUAAGUUCAUGAAAAAAAUCGAAGUUAAGGGGGCUUAAGAUAUAAAAAAAUAAAGGAAAUAGGUACAAAUUUUUUUAAUUUUUGAGCGACUAGAAUCGCUUCAAAGUUAUGGGUUCUUGACUAUGAAAAAAAUAAUUCUUUGUUUUUGAAUUUUUUUCAGUUUCACUGAUUUUUUUCACCAGGUUUUUCAAAGUUCGGGCUAGAUGGGGCUUCAUAAAAAUUAGUUUUUGAAUUGACUUAUAAUUUUUUUCCCCUUUGACAAGGUAAAUAAGUACAAAAACCUCUAUUUUUGAAAAAUUCGAAAAAGUCUGUUGAAAGUUGUAUUCUCGCCGGAAAAUUAUUCAGUUAAAACGGACUAUUUUUUUCAGGUUCUGAAGUUCCUGCAAGAUAAUGGUUACGGCGAAGAAGUGGUCAACGUGGCGAUCCAUGCGAUCGAAACUUUGCCGGCCGAAAACGAAAGUGUGGUACGUUUCAAAGAAUUAAUAAAUUGUCUGUCAUUUCCGAAGAUUUUUGUUAUUUCAAUCAAUAAUUAUAACCCCCAAAAAGUGUACUCCAUUCGGCUUUAAACUUAGGUAUGUGUCAGAAUAAUAAUUAUUCAAUUUAGAGGAGAAAAAAAAAAAAAACCAUUUUUGGACUUUUUUUAUAGUUGAAAAAAUUCGAAAAAUCUUUAUUUUCAAUAUUUUUAGUAGCUCUGGGUAGCUUUCAAAAAGGGAAAAAAAAGUGACGAAAUGGUUCAAAAAUAAAGAGGCACUUUUUUUAUAAGCUUCUGGUCAAAGGGCUCUAUUUUUUUUCAAACUUGUCUUCAAGGUAAAAAAAUAGCCGUUUUUUUCUAUUUUUUUAUACUAUUUUUUUGACUAUCACAAAAUUAAAAAAAAUAAUUUCUGAGCCGGAAAAAAACACGAAUUUUUUUCUCAUUUCUGAACUUUUUGAUGGGUUAUUGGAUAAAUUUCAGCGCCGAAUGUCCAAUACGCUUUUCAAUCACCUGACGGGACGACAAGAAUGGUCCAAAGCUCUGCGAUUGAUCGUCAAAACCAGCAUCAAAGGUAUUUUCAACAAAGAAAAAAUAGAUGAAAUAUGCUCUACAUGAUUUUUCGAAAGCUUCUAAAUAUUUUUUUUUUCGUUAAAACAUGUGCUUUUCGUACUAAGAAAUAUAACUGACAGCGAAGUUCUCAGCGAAAAAAUUUUUUUAAAGCUUAAAGUUUUUCAAAAAAAAAAACCAAGGCUUCCUGUGAGGAUAAUUGAAACUCCAAGCGUGAUUUUCUGAAAAAUCGAAUUUUCGGAAAAGUUCUGAAUUUUUUUUUUGCCGAACGAUGAUUUUGAUCAAGCAGAGCUUACAAAAAAGUUCUCAGUGAAACAAUUUUUUUUGUUAAUUUUCCUUUUUUUUUUUUAAAUCGAGUUUUCUGUUCCACAUAGUUAGAUAUCAAGUCACGAUUUUCCUAUUCUCUGAGUCAUUUUCCCGUUUUUUCGAAUAGUUCAUUAUUUUUUCAUGAUAAUGAAAAUAAGAGCAACACGGCCAUUGAAAAAAUUGAACAAAAACGAGAAAAAACGAAUCUUGAGGUUCCCAACGAAGAUCUUCGAUCAACGAGCUUCUCGGUCUGAUGUUGAGGGCCGACGCCUGGGAAGAAGUCGCCACGAUGAUCUACGGGCCUUACGAGGACAUUGUAGGGCUUUUGGAUUUUCGAAGACUUUUUCAUUUUUGUUUUUAAAAAUUUCGUAAAGCUGACUUUGAUAGCUCGAAAAGCCGGAAAUAAGACAUAUUUCACAUAUUAUUCAGUUCACUCAGUUUAUCCAUGUUGGCUUUGAUUGAAAAAAGGUUUUUUUUAAUGAUAUAUUCUUCGUAUAGAUGAACCACAUUCCAUAAAUAGAAAAUUAUAUUCAUUUAUGCUUCGAAAUAGUACUGUUUCUUACUUUGGAACCAAUUUUCUUUUUUCCGAUGACAGCAAAAAACUUGAUAGCUCAAAAAGUUAAAAAAAAAUGAACCCCGUUUCAAGUAUGAUAUGAAUCUCGGAUUAAAAAGAUUUAUACCAUUCUCGACCGUCAUCAUUUGCUGAAAAGAAAAUCAAAAGGGGAUAAUUUUUCUUACUAGGGAACUACUCGGACUCGGGUAGGCGUUUCGAGUUGAAACUUUGGUGGCUUAUAGACCCGGGUAAGAGCACUUGGAAACAAGAGAAAUUAUCUGCUAAACCCCAUAGGCUUCUGAGAAAAAAGCUUUUUGAAAAUGAACAGUUUAGGCUUGAAAAUUAUCAAAUUUUUGCUUUUCGGCUCUUUUGGCUGGAAAAGAGUUUUUUAGAGUUUAUCAUAGCCGGAUCAUUCGAGGCGAUUGUAUUAAAAUAUAAAACAAGGUAGGAAACAGUAUUCUGAAAAUUUUCAGGCGUUAUUUUCACACUUUCCACUAAUUUUUUCUCAGUUCUCUACCGGGUUUAGCAGAUAUUCUCUCUUGUUUUCAGUUAUUCUGACUUGGGUCUAUAAACCACUAAAGUUUCAACUCGAAACCCGUACCCGAGUCCGAGUGGUUCCCUAGUUAGCAAAAAGUUUUGUACCUCACGGAUGAGUUUUUUUAUUUUUAGAGAAAAUUCCUUUUUCAAAGGAAUUUUUCAAGGUUUUAAAGUGUUGUCAAGAUUGAGUCAAGCAGCUCACCCCCCUUCUUUUUUUCUGUUUGUUGCAUCAAAAAAGACCAAAAAAUGUAGAAAUAUUAAUGGAUCACCGUCUCUGGAGAUAUGCGAGAAGGUACUGUUCCAGCGGGGAUGGAGUUUGCUGCUUUACAUUCUAAAUCUGGACAGACUAUACGGACCUCUUGAAGACAAUUUAGCACUUUGAACUUUUUCAAUGUUUUUCUGACGCCAUUUUCAAACUCAGCGGUGAGAUAUGAAGCUCUAGUUUACCACGGCAUGAAACUGGAACAAGAUUGAGAGAAGCUUGUUACAUUUAUUCUCAAUUUUCAGGUGGAAGACUUCUUGAGAGAUGCGGCCAGUCGACAAAAUCCAUCAGAGAAACGACAUCUCUACGAACUGUUGUUCUCGUUUCAUGUGGCUCGGCAGGAUUAUCGCAAAGGUGAGAGAACGGGAAAAAAUUCAGAUGGAUUAAUUGAAAAAAAAAGUCAAGCUCAAGCUUAAUUCAGUGGGAGAAAUCGGCCUUAGGAACUCCAAAGAGGUUCCUAUAGGGGCAACCAUAGGAGCCCCCCUAAGGGUUCCCUCUAGACACCACUUUACGGACCCCUAUAGGGGCCACUAAAACUUGCAAAAGGGGUCACGAUAGGGGACAUGCUAGUCGAUAAUUUUUAUGAGCUCUAGGCGAAGAAGCAUUCCCAUGGGGAAAAAACUGAACAAAUCAGCGAUUUUUGAAUGAAGUUGAGAGACCCCUAUAGGGUUCACUUGAGCUUUAGGAGCUAAGGAGUCAGUCUCUAAGCCCCUAUAAGGACCAACUUAAUUUUACCCUCAUAGGGACCACUUUUUCGGCCCCUGACCCCUAUAGGGACCACUCUUGAAUUGCUAAGUAGAUAUCGCGAUAAGUCCAAAUUCCAGGAGCUUGCGCCCUGUACGAAUUUGCGCGCUACAUCGAAGACGCCCCUGAAAUGACCUUGGCGCUGCUGAAAAAACGAAGAGAUGUCCUUUCUUCGGUCCUCGACGUCCAGGCGGUUCUCAGCAUCGAGCCCGAGCCCGGAGAAGUCGUCCUCGACGAUCACACCGACACCUCUCUCGUCUUCCCUCUCUGCACUGAGGUUAUUGUGGGAAAAGGGUUGAGAGAUCCUCAAAUGCUUGGAAAAAUGCUCAAAAAUCAAGUUUUGAGACGUAAUUUUGUCUCGAAAAACUACAAGAGCCCCAAAAAUUCUGUAAAAUGUUUUUACCAGGUCUCUGUGGAGUUGAAUCAUUCUGAAUAUUCUCAAAAAAGGUUCAGAAUCAAUUUUGAGACGUGAAUUCGUCCAAAAAGCUACAAGAAACUCAACAUUAUAUUCUUUUUUUCAGGUCUCUUUAAAAAAAAAAAGUUAAAAAAAUCCUGGAAAAACAGUUUUGGAGGUCUAAUUUAGUCGGAAAAGCUACAGGAAACUUCUAUGAAUGGAAAAAGUUCUUGGAAAUUUUUCCUUUUUCAUGACUUUCUAUCCUGGCAGUCGUUUUUACUGUGUUAAAAACUAUUUCUAGGAGGUUCUAAACUUCAAAAAUAAUGAUUCUAUUAGUUUAAUCAGAAAUAUUCAUUUAUAAAUAUCACUAUUGAGUGACUUCCACUUCUCAUUCUAAAAAUAGUAUUUUCUACCUAUUUUCAUCGAAAAAUGAUCAAAAAACGACGUGACAAGUUUCAGGAAGAGAAGAGCUUCAAGCCGAAACAACUGCCGACAGCUCCGGCCCAAGCGCCCAAGCCGGUCGCCCCGCCUCCACGUGCCCAAGCUCCCCAACUCAACAGCAGCUACUCGACGCCGACCCCCGUCGACACUUCCAACAGCAGCAGCUCCAAGGAUUGGCUCUCCCCGCCCAAGAAACCGCAGAUCUCCUGCUCCUCCAGCGCGAACUCCGACAGCGACGGCUUCGUCCAGUGCAAUCAUCAGCCGAACUCCGAGAAAGUCGUCCCGCCGCCAGGCAGAAACGAGGAGAUGGACGUCGAAUCCAGCCCCAGUGGAUCUUCUGGAGAGAAGGAGCACGACAACGAGUCGUCGGAAGCUGGCGGGAAGCACACCUCCGUUCUGGGCAGACGCCAGAGAGUCAUCGUCAUCACUGAGAACAUGUGCGUUUAGAACCUCCUGGUCGCGUUUAGAAUGGCUCGACGCGCUGCGCACUAAUUAAAACUGCGGAGAUGAAAGCGAUGUAGUUGGCGACAUCGCAAUAGUGCUGCUAUAAUGGCAGCUCUCUCGCAUUACCGCAUUUUUCUCUGUGCAACUCGCUUCUUGGAAAUUGCCCUUUUUUAUGCGGGAUAAACGCGACAUCGCUCCAAGAAAAAUAAAAGUUCGGCGUGGCGACAAAGCGGUUAAUUUGAGAGUUUGUCUCGAAAGCGAUGUCGCUAGCUGCUUUGUAGCCGCGACUUGCAUUUUGAUUGUCGCGACCUCGCAUUUCGGAAAUUUUCGAAUUUUUUUUGAAUUCGCGAGGUUUUCUCGCGGUAUCGCUUUUCUCUCGCCCCGAACUUGACAGUUAUCUUUGGUUAAACAAGAGUAACAGCCGGGAGAAAAGCGAUGUCGCUAGCGAUACAUUGACGAUAUCGCGGAAGUGGUGCUUUGUAGCCGCGCCCUGCAGUUGGAAAUUUCCGAAUUUUUUUUUUCAUGCGAGAUAAAUGCGAUAUCGUUCCAAGGAAAAUGCGAGUCCGGCGCGGCAACUAGUCGGUUAAUUUGCGAGGUUGCCGAGACGAAAGCGAUAUCGCUAGCGAUACAUUGAAGAUCUCGCGAAAGUGAUGCUUUGUAGCCGCGCAUUUCAUUUUCUUUGUCGCGACCUCGCAUUUCGUGAAUUUCUGAGGUAUUUUUUGAUGCGGGAUAACUGCGAUAUCGCUUCGAAAAGGCGAAUUUGGGCCACACCAAAAGGUUUAUUCGCUAUGUCGUCAAUGUCAAUGUACCGCCACCGACAUCGCUUUCAUCUUGCGACGGAUCUUGAAAAUUUUUUUCUGGAUCAAUAGUUCAAACUCUAAAGCCGCAGUUUGACACGAAUUUGUGUUUUUUAUUCUGAAUUAUUUUGCUUGUAAUAGAUCUUGAAACUUUGAAUGUCAGAUGCCGCCUAUGGAAAAUUUCUCGGUCGAAUCCUCAGUUUCAGUCUUCACUUUCAGUGUCCGAGGCGAGUACAUCCUCUCCUCGGCGUUGGUGGCCCUUCUGACGGCGCCGACCUGGCAAGGAAACCUCCCAAUGAUCCCCGAAGACCUUUACAAGGCCUGCGUCGACCAUCAGCUCUACGAUUUCGCUUUUGAUGUUGCGCGGUACCUUAUCCAAGAAAGAAAAUUUUAAAAAUAUCAUUUCCAGUCACUUUGACCUCUCCAUCUACGAGUUGAUGUUUGCGGUGACCCGCGAGGCGAUCAAACUCGACUCUUUUGGAGACCGGGAAACUGUCGAACUGGCCUCGAAUAUUUCCGACGGAUGGGUCCGAAAUAAUCGCCGACACUGUGAUAUGUUCGGCGGAAGGUGAGGAGUUGGGAGAAAAUUAUAUUAUUGGGAAAAAAGUAAAACUUGUAUAAGAGGAAGAAAAUAUUCAUUUUGAAGUCCUCAAGGUAUCUCCACGAAAUUUAAAGUAGAGAAAAAAAAGAUAACGAACUUUUGGAGAGUCAGAGACAGUUUUUACGAUUCUCGGACUUCGAAAAUAUACAGAAAAAAUGUAAAUUAUUCAAAAAUUCUAAGAGUAAGUUGUAAUUUGGACUUAUCAAUCAUCUAGACGUUUUCCCCUUGUACUCGUAUUUCUCACCUAAAACUAGAAAACCCGCCUAAAUUUGACUUUCUAGCUCGUCAACUGUAAAUAAUCCGAAAACAAGAGAUUUUCGGAACCGUUCGUUAUUUUAAUUUUCCUUGUAGAAUCAAAAAAAGUGAAAUCUGAAAAACUAGUCAAUAUUUUAAACAUAUUCUCUGGAAAAGUUGGGUUUUUUAGUGUGAUUUUCAAAAUUUUUAAGAGAUUCGCUAAAAAUUUGAACCCUCCGUUCGCGAAUUUUUUUUUAUUCCGAGAAUUCGCGCUCCACCGAGAAUGAAGCCUGCAACCGAUACUUGGAACUUUUGAACUUUAUUUCUUUGAAAAAACAUUUUCCCGCUGGUGGAAAGUGUUCAGGGAGUAAAUGCGCGAAUAUUGAGAAAACUUCGAACUUUGGAGUACCAUAAAAAAUUAAUUGAAAAAAGUUUAAUAAACAUUUUUUCGUCUCGAAAGUUCUCCGAAAAAAGGGUAUGAUUUCAGUGUCGACCACUGGGCGAUCGUCCGCGGGAUUUUGGCGGCGGCCCGAGCCAAAUGGCCGGCCGAUUCGAGACCCCUCCGAGGCUCCACCAACGCUUUCCUCUCACAUCAACUCGAAGCGCCCUGUUGGCUUCAUUUCGAAUAUUUGGUAACUUUUGGCGAUUUUUUCGGCUUACAAUGAUGAUCAAUUCGGCAAGCACUUCAGGAUCUCUAACGCUAAAAAAACUGCUUUUUCAUUUUUUGGCGCGAAAUGAAAUUCUCUGCUUUAUGGAUUUCGUUCUCAGUCGUUUUAGGAUCAAAAUUGAGGAACUAAAAUCUCAAUUUUACCUUCAAAAGUCGAAAAAGUGUAUCAGUUAUUUCAUCAAAAAGUGUAUCAGUUAUUUCAUCUCACUUCAACACAAAUAUGUGCAGAAUACAGAAUAAAAAGUGUUUCUAAGAGAAGGUGUAUAGUAGAAAUGAACGAUGUCUUUCAGAAACACGACGCCAACGACUAUCUCCGAUGCCUCGUCGACUACGAUCACUUGUUCACGGCGCUUCAAGUGAUCCUCGAAGUGAUCGACGAAGAAAUCGCCAAGGUCUCCUUGAAGAGAAGCAUCCAGAAGUUCAUCCAAACGGUUUCCAGGCACGAUCCGCCGAAUCGAAGACCUGGCUGCCCUACGGCGUCAUCGACGAAGUCCUCAGGCUCACUGCCGGCUCCGCCCAAAAACCCUUCCGGACCAAACAUGAGGAGCAAAACGCGGCUGACAUUGCCAAGGUUGGGAGAAGAGAAAAACAAGAAUUCAGGGAUUUUUUACCUUAAAAUUGAGAUUCAAUGUCGUAGGAGCAUUGUCUUAGAUUUUUUUUAAUGAACAGGACCUUUCUCAGGUUUUUUAAAUUUUUGGCUUUUUUUAAAGAACGACUGAAGGAAAAGUCAAGGGAAAUUCUUGUGAUUUUUUUAAAUUAAAUUUUUUUCAAGUUUUUCUUGAACGAUUCUCCUCGGUGUACGAAAAAAUUCCAGGGACUCUUUUUAAGAACAAAAAAAUUGACGAAAAGUUUGAUAAAAUUAUAUAAUCUGAUUUUUAAUUCUCAGAUUUUUUUAGUGAAUUUUUUUGGAGUUUCCAAUGAGAAAGAACUGUUAAAAAAACUUGAAAAAAAUAAGGUUUUUUCAAAAUUCAGGAGGCUUCAUUCAAUUAUUUGUAUCACUAACGCCUAGAAUUGGAGAAAAGAUUCCAAAAAAAAUUGAAUUUUCGAGAAUCUUUAGUUCUGUCCGAAAAGUGCUAGAUAUUACUUUACAAAAAUUCAGUUUUAUUUGAAUUUUCAGCAACUUUUCUUCGAUUUUUUUCAGGAAUGAUAGUUGCUUUGUGAAAAUGUUUCUGAAAAUAAAAAUUCAAUCAAAAUUUUGUCGAAUAGCGAAAAAUCACGUUCAUAGAUGAGUCAAUGAUACGUUGAAAUUUCAAUUGAACUGAAAUUUUUUUCAGAAAUUUUUCCUAUUUUCAGCAAAAAAAUCGGAUUUGUGAAACUUCCUCAUUGAAUAAAUCUUGAAAAAAAUGCACUUGAUAAUAACUUUUUUUAAAGACCAAUCAAUAAUCUAAUAAUUUUUCAGUUGCGCCAAUUCGCCAACGAAAAGCUCAAUUCCUACUUUUCCCGUGUCAAAAACCACGAAAAAGCCUACCAAAUGAGCUGCAAUUUUUUCAAUGAUCGCUAA